Molecule: messenger RNA, 655 nt
Organism: Vitrella brassicaformis
Lineage: Eukaryota; Vitrellaceae
Source: the annotation of a GenBank genome assembly
CAAGAGGCGGGGUGCUGCGGGUGUGAUCAACCGCGAGGAUGUUGAGGAUGCAUGGCGACAGACGAGCACAGCAGCAGUCGACACGAGGACAAGACCCGGUUCGGGGCCCUCAGGGAGGCGUCGUCACCACCCACAGAUGUUGCCCAAGGAUUCCCCUUGCGGAUGCCUAUCAAGGCCAUCUUCGACGGCUUACCCUCGUCGCUGGUUACCCCACAAGGUCGCUUCGACAAGGCAAUUCGGCUUGACAUGGUGCGGGAGACAAAAGGGGUGGGCGGCUUGACGUGGAUGAGGGCUGUGCGUCAGACAGCUGAGUACCUGGCGUCCGAGGUGCAUCUGGUGGGUCACCGCUGUGGGCAGCUCAAGGUGGGUGUGAUGGGAUAGGUGUUCUACAGAGGGGCUCUUUCUGCCAUGUCGAUGUGCGUAGAGCUGCUCGCCCCUCUCUCGCCUGUGGACUGACUGAGUCUGAGUAGAUUGAUGGACACGAUCUGUUGUGAUGCGGAACGUGUGUUUCUGUGCUUGUGAGACUGGUGUGUUUGUGUGCUCAUGCGCUACCUAUCAGUCGUCAUUUUGUGAUGGACCGACGAGUGGUCGAUUUGGAUUUCAAGAAGCCGUGUGAUGUCUUUCUGUGUGCGCGCAGCUGAGACGGUGUGUGGGC